This is a messenger RNA of Eucalyptus grandis, 1889 nucleotides long. RefSeq names its product probable serine/threonine-protein kinase At1g01540. Lineage: Eukaryota; Viridiplantae; Streptophyta; Magnoliopsida; Myrtales; Myrtaceae. The record is from RefSeq and is a predicted model, not a curated record. The transcript is spliced from 6 exons. The coding region runs from base 429 to 1664 and encodes 411 amino acids. Gene Ontology annotation, molecular function: protein kinase activity; ATP binding. Gene Ontology annotation, biological process: protein phosphorylation.
GAAUAUGAAACUUAAUGGUUCGCCCUCCUUAACCGCCGCGAAUUUUCUACGAAUUAUUAUCAUAUUUUCAUAUUGGCUCCGGAUUGCUAAUGCAUCCGUCGUUGAUGCUCCUGCAAUUCGGUUCACCGAACGCGUCCUGUCAAAAGGACGGAUAAGCUCCGUCCUAUGAAUUCGUUCCCGUACGAUGAUGAACCACCGAACACUGAACGACAACAGUCUCCGAGGUCAGCGACACCUCAGCGGCCGUUGGAAAAAGAACCGGUCUUCUCCGAGACGAUCGGGAACGAAGAUUUUAUUAAGUACCAGAAUCUCGCGCCGCUGAAAAGCAAAUUAACGAACUAACAACGUUUGAACUUCAAUCUGUCUCUCUACUUCAACUUCAAGCUCUGUUCAUCUCCCUCUCUCUCUCUUGAAGCCACAGUCAAGUCAUGCCAUCAAACUCGUCUCAUUCUUCCGCUGAUCAGUUCUCGAACCACGCCUCGCCGCUCUUCGGAACCCGGUUAUGGAUUCAAAUACUGGCGUUCUCGGCCACCGUCGUGGUUUUGUUCCUGCUUCCCAUCCUCUUCAUUUGCUGCUACCGCAGAAAGCCGUCCGUGCCUCGCUCCCGGCUGUCGAACCCUGCCGCGGCCAAGAGUUGUUUCGGUCCAAGAGCUUCGUCGUUGGAUCACAGACUGCUGUCUUCGUUCCGCCUCUCUGACGUUGAGAUGGAAGCCGUCCUGUUCAAUCAGUCGAGGGCGGCUCCGGCUCGUGAGAGCGGGGUGUUCCGGACUAGCCUUGUGGCUGAUCCGGAAUCAGUUGUGGGGAAGACGAGGUUAGCGCUCGAUGAGAUUAAAUUUGCGACGAAUGGAUUUGCCUGCGAAAAUGUGAUUGGAUGCGGAGACCAUGCAGUUGUUUACCGGGGGGUUUUGCUGAACAAUGUAAGAGUGGCAGUGAAGAGAUUGCUGUGCAGCAGUCUGGAAGAUGAGGAAUUCAAGCGAGAAGUGGAGGUUAUAUCGCAUGUUAGACACAAGAAUCUCGUGAAGCUGAUUGGAUACUGUGCCGAAGGAGAUUACAGGGUGCUUGUCUAUGAGUAUGUUGAUAAUGGCAAUCUGCAUCAGUGGCUUCAUGACUGUAGUGGGAAGGCCAGUCCUCUAACAUGGGGUCAAAGGAUAAAUAUUAUCCGAGGAAUGGCAAAAGGAUUGGCCUACAUUCAUGAGGACGCUGAACCGAAGGUUGUCCAUUGCAAUAUCAAAUCUAGCAACAUACUUCUUGAUCAUCAGUGGAAUCCAAAAAUUUCUGAUAUGGGGUCGGCCGAGCUCUAUGAACCGGAGCCAAGUCACAUGUCAAGCGAACAAUCGAGUUAUGCAGCACCAGAUUAUGACGUCUAUUGCUUUGGAGUACUCGUUAUGGAGAUAGUAACAGGGAGGCUUCCUGUAGAUGAAAGUCAACCCCAGGCACAUUUGAUUGAUUGGUUGAAGUUCAUGAUUGCAAAUCAGAGAACCGUACAUGUGGUUGAUUCUAAUAUACCCGAAAGGCCUUCUUCAAAGGAACUCAAGCGCGUUCUUCUGAUUGCUCUAAGAUGCGUCGAUCCGGAUUUAAAUCACAGGCCUAGAAUGGGGGAUGUAGUUCACAUGCUAGAGACGAGGGAUUUGCUAAUUGGAGAUGUUAGAUCAUUCGCAGAUUAACUGUGAAACAUUAUGUUUUUGUGUUUGCAAAUUAUCCGUUAAUUCAAUCAUGUAGCCCCCAUUUGGUUCGGUUUGAUCUAGAAGCAAGGCAUCGGCAGAAGGCAAUUUCUUGUCCUUAUGCAGAAAACAUUCAUAGAGCUUUGCUGGAUCAUAUAAAAGUCUUUGCCUUAUUCCAAAAGGGGAAAACACCAUCAUGUACCAGGAAAUGACACCAAAUUAACACGA